Molecule: messenger RNA, 1244 nt
Organism: Gambusia affinis (western mosquitofish)
Lineage: Eukaryota; Metazoa; Chordata; Actinopteri; Cyprinodontiformes; Poeciliidae
Gene: cpo
Product: carboxypeptidase O
Exons: 9
Coding region: 27-1097 (356 amino acids)
Biological process (GO): proteolysis
Molecular function (GO): zinc ion binding; metallocarboxypeptidase activity
Source: RefSeq, a predicted model, not a curated record
CAAGCUGCUUCAUUCGAUUGAGUGAGAUGCUGAACAUGAUGACUCUGAGCUUUGUGCCAUUGCUCUUAGCAAUGGUGGCAUUGACACUGGAGAGCAGCAAAGUGGAGUAUGAUUACUUCCAAUACCAUCCAAUGGAGGAGAUCAGCAGCUGGAUGUCUCAGAUGGCGAAGCAAUACCCCGAUGUUGUGACCAUAGUGGAUUAUGGGAAGAGCUAUGAGAACAGGACGAUUAGCUUGAUGAGGAUCGGCCUGAAGACUGACGCCAAAAAGAAAGCCAUCUGGAUGGACUGUGGUAUUCAUGCCAGAGAAUGGAUCGCUCCGGCGUUUUGUCAGUACUUUGUCAGACAGAUUCUCCAAACGUACAAAACAGACGCUAAAAUGGAAGCCAUGAUGACAAACAUGGACUUCUACAUCACGCCGGUGCUCAACGUCGAUGGCUACAUCUUCUCCUGGAAGAACUCCUCAAACCGACUGUGGAGGAAGAACAGGUCACCGGGACCUUCGGGCGAUUGCUACGGCACCGACCUCAACCGCAACUUUGAUGCCAACUGGGGCACCAUUGGAGUGUCAUCCGACUGCAACUCCAACAUCUACCCCGGCAGAGGGCCCAUCUCAGAACCCGAGGCCCAGGCCGUAACUUACUUUGUGGGAAGCAGAAAGGAAGACUUCCUGUGUUUCCUCACCAUCCACUCCUACGGCCAGCUGCUCCUGAUUCCCUACGGACACCCCGACUUCACCGCCUCCAAUUACGAUGAGCUGAUGAAGGUGGGAGAGGAAGCAGCUGAAGCCAUUUGGAAAGUCCAUGGGAAAAAGUACAGAGUCGGAACCUCUCCAGCUGUGUUAUACCCCAACUCUGGUUCAUCCAGAGACUGGGCCCGAAUGCAGGACAUCCCCCUGACUUUCACCUUCGAGCUGAGAGAUAACGGCACCUACGGCUUCGAGCUCCCCCAGGAGGAGAUCCAGCCGACCUGCGAGGAGGCCUACAGCGGCGCCCUGCACAUCAUCACCUACGCCCACGACAAGACCUUUAACGGCGCCGCAGCCACUGCAGCGGCGCUCUGGACCACGCUGUUAGCGCUGGGGGUCAACCUGAUGUGAGCAGAAAAGCUGACCUCACACUGUAAAACAGCACAAGAUUUUAUGUUUAAGCAGAAUCUGAAAAUGAUUAAUUCAAAGUACUACAGCAAAACAAACAUUUUUAUUAAUAAAGAUUUUACAGUGUUCCCUCUUUAAUCUCUUACUUGU